GACUAAUCGCCUUUUGGUUAAUUUUGUUACAGAAAAUCCAAAACUAGACUUAUUACAUUUAUUGAUAACUGCCUUCAUUUAAUAUACUUGGGCAUAUAACAAUUUAAAACUCAAUUUCGAUCAUCUGACUAAGCCAAAAAUGUCCGUUGAACUAGUUGUUACGGGUAUACCCGGCGAUGUGACUUUUCCGAGGGUCUUAGGCAAUAUGAGGGACUUGUUAAAACGAAUUCAUAUAAAGGCGUUCUGGAUACUGGAUAUCGCUGAUGGUGAAGGUUAUAUGAAGCAGAUAACGAUCAAGUUUAACAACAAUUCCGACGCGCGUAAAGCUCGCAAUUAUUUGGACAACAUGGCGUUUAAGUUUAACAGGCUGGAGUAUCCUAUGCGGGCGUAUAUACCUGAUGUUCAGCAGGAGCCUAUGAACCAUUUUGUGGAUGAGGAUGAGUAUGAGGAUUGGGGGCGCAAGCGAAGGCCGAAUAAGCGCGCGAGGGUGCGAUCUCGCAGCCCGGUGUACAGGGAUGAGGCGACUAAAUUGGAUUUGGAGAUUCAGUUACUGAGGAAGCAGAGGCAGGUGAUAGAAGAAGAAAGAAGAUUACUUAUGGAGCAAAAGAAAUUGGAGAUGAUCAAGGAGUACGGGCCGAGCGUCUCGCGAGAGUUCGAAAGUUUCAAAGAUUACGAACCACCUCGCAAGAGACGUCAGCCUGAGCCUGUACCAAAGAGGCCUCAGCAGGAGGCCCCGAGGGCCCCAAGAAUCCCCAAGGCCUCCGGAACCCAACCCCGCUUGCCCCUAUUCUUCCAACCGUGCAAAAAGCUUCUGAGUCAAAUGAGACCGCACAUCGACAAAGAUGCUACACCGGAAGAAGUGGAUAUACUGGUUAAGCUAAUAAGAGCUGCUAUAAGGAAGGAUUUGGCUAUAGCUUUGGAGGGUAAAGACUAUAUGAAGCAUGUAGCGAUUGUAGACUUGUACAGAGAAAGACAUCCGCCAGAGCAAGAUGCAGCUUUUGUCGCUAAAAUUUUGGCGAAUAUAAGAGCUAGUUUUAUGACUCCUGAAGUGAAAGUUAAAGAGGAAAAGGCUGAAGAUGUCCCAAAAGACACUGAAAAUCAAAAUGACCAAAAGGGGGAAGGUGAUAAAGCUGCAAAUGAUGACCAAAAAGGGGAAGGUGAUCAAAUCGCUAAUGAUGACCAAAAGGGGGAAGUUGAAAAGACACCGGGGGAUAAUCCGGAAAAUGGAGAAAAAGAAACAGAUGACGCCACUGGUGCCAUAGCGGAACCAGCUCAGAAUCCUGUGUCUGAAGUGAGCCAGACUAAUGCGGAAGAGAAGAAUACAGGUUUUGUAGCGGCUGAUAAUAGCGUGUUGGAUGAGAUGACGAAGGUGAAGGAAGAGGAACUAUUGGCUGAUGAUGCGAAUUCUGCUGACUGGGUUGCAGAACAGUAAACUGCUAGAGAGCAAUACUAUUACUUUAUAGCCAGUAAGAUAUAUAUUAUGUAUCAUUUAAGAAAUAAAGAGUGAGUUAUA
Molecule: messenger RNA, 1513 nt
Organism: Leguminivora glycinivorella
Lineage: Eukaryota; Metazoa; Arthropoda; Insecta; Lepidoptera; Tortricidae
Exons: 6
Coding region: 140-1432 (430 amino acids)
Source: RefSeq, a predicted model, not a curated record